This is a messenger RNA of Nestor notabilis (Kea), 986 nucleotides long. RefSeq names its product solute carrier family 18 (vesicular monoamine transporter), member 2 (gene SLC18A2). The record is from RefSeq and is a predicted model, not a curated record. Lineage: Eukaryota; Metazoa; Chordata; Aves; Psittaciformes; Psittacidae. The annotation marks the transcript as partial. The transcript has 11 exons. Gene Ontology annotation, cellular component: terminal bouton; synaptic vesicle membrane. Gene Ontology annotation, molecular function: serotonin:sodium:chloride symporter activity. Gene Ontology annotation, biological process: aminergic neurotransmitter loading into synaptic vesicle; transmembrane transport.
UGUACAGAUGCCUAAAUUUGUGGUGUUAUUUUUCCUUUUUAGGGAUGGGAAUGCUUGCCAGUGUAUACACAGAUGAUGAAGAGAGAGGCAAUGCAAUGGGAAUUGCACUAGGAGGCCUUGCUAUGGGAGUCUUAGUGGGUCCACCUUUUGGGAGCGUCAUGUAUGAGUUUGUGGGGAAGAGUUCUCCUUUCCUGGUGCUGGCAGCACUAGCUCUGUUAGAUGGAGCUGUUCAAUUAUUUGUUCUGCAGCCAUCCAGAGCACAGGCAGAAAGUCAGAAGGGGACGCCGUUACUGACACUUUUGAAGGACCCAUAUAUCAUUAUUGCAGCAGGAUCAAUCUGCUUUGCAAACAUGGCUAUUGCUAUGCUUGAACCAGCUCUACCCAUCUGGAUGAUGGAGACCAUGUGUUCAAAGAAAUGGCAGCUUGGUGUUGCUUUUCUUCCAGCCAGUAUCUCUUAUCUUAUUGGGACUAAUCUGUUUGGGAUACUCGCACAUAAAAUGGGAAGGUGGCUUUGUGCUUUACUCGGGAUGCUAAUCGUGGGAAUAAGUAUUUUAUGUGUGCCAUUUGCUAAAAACAUUUAUGGGCUCAUAGCACCAAAUUUUGGAGUUGGAUUCGCCAUUGGAAUGGUGGACUCCUCCAUGAUGCCAAUUAUGGGCUACCUCGUAGAUCUGCGUCACGUAUCAGUCUACGGCAGCGUGUACGCAAUAGCUGAUGUUGCCUUUUGCAUGGGCUUUGCCAUAGGUCCCUCUGCUGGCGGUGCCAUUGCAAAGGCCAUCGGAUUUCCAUGGCUCAUGACAAUUAUAGGGAUUGUGGAUAUCCUCUUCGCUCCCCUGUGUUUUUUCCUUCGAAGUCCACCUGCCAAAGAGGAGAAAAUGGCCAUACUCAUGGAUCACAACUGUCCUGUGAAAACAAAAAUGUAUACGCAGAACAACAUCCAGUCCUACCCCAUAGGUGAUGAAGAAGAAGAAUACGAAAGCGAUGAAUAA